Messenger RNA from Hymenoscyphus albidus, 2532 nucleotides. The record is from the annotation of a GenBank genome assembly. NCBI's taxonomy places the organism in Eukaryota, Fungi, Ascomycota, Leotiomycetes, Helotiales, Helotiaceae.
GGCCACUCUUUCGCUCUCUCGCUCUUCCCCCCUUUCCUCCCCCCUUCUAUCGCGCGCUUCUACCUUAUGCAGCCUUCUCUUUUCUACCCUCUUUUUGGCCAACGACUCGACCUUCUUUUGCCCCCGACCACACACGACCACGCUCUCUAGCUUUUCGUCAAUCCACCCCGUUGUGAUAUAGGAAAUAGACCCCACGAAGCAUACUUAAUGACCUCUAAUAACCGCACUUUUGCGCCUGUCUCUGUCUCUGUCUCUGUCUUCUCUACGCUCGUUGUUCCCUGGUUGCGUACACUCCACUCCACUCCACUUGAAUCUGCCACCACAACGGCAACCGCUCCUUCUGCGCCGGAACCCUCUUUUCCUAUAGCACACCCAAUCCGGCGCGACGAUGGAAGGGAAUCGCCCGUUCUCUGACGAGGAAAAGGUAUGUCAUCAUCCCAGGCCCGUAGACCUUUCCUAUAUCAAAUGCAGGUCAUCCAGAGCUGCAGAGCGCAUCACUAUCACUCGCGGCGCAUGCCUGACCUGAUCUGUACCACUGCCAUCCUCGUCACUCGCGUCUAAUACUAACUUCCAUUCUCACAGCGCAACGUUCUGGCCGAAGCAUUGAAGCAAAGCCCAAUUCCAAAUGACAGGCUGCUCGCCAUUCUCAACGAGCUUCCACUACAACGUAGCAUCGUGGCCGAUGCUCUCAAGGCUAGCACCAUCCCAAUAGAACGGCUAUUAACCAUCCUCAACGAGAAUGGUAUCAAUGCUAAUGGACCACUUACGCCAAACUGGUUCCAUAUGGUUCUCCCUGAAGGUACGUUGAUCAUGAAUUCUCCGACAUCUUGAACCUGGGACAUUUCCAAGCCUUGCCCAUGAAUCUCCCGUCCAUACACCAACGUCAAAUUCGUUCAUAUCUCCGCAAGAACAGUAGCAUUAAUGACAUGUCAUCUAGGACGGAGUCUGCAAUCAUGUGUCGACGCGUUUCACUCCAUACAAUCCAGUCAGCGGUCUUCAUACCAUUCCUUGCCCCCACCGAGUAUUUCCCACACUGGGAAGCGCAAAUCUGGACCCGACUCUGUUGAUCAUUUCAUGACCGACCCCGCUCCAAAGAGACGCCAAUCUGGACCAGAUACUAUAAUGUCAACCACCCGGGAUAUACUUCCGAAACCGACAUCCGCAAAUGGUUCCCCUCAUCAUGCAUUCUCACCAGGACCAGGACCAGGACCAGCUUCUGCUGUACCAAAGAAACGAGGUCGACCGUCCAAAGCGGAUGUGGAAUUGAGGCAACAGGAAGCGAUUGCAAGAGGAGACAUUUUACAAACGUCUGCUGCGCCUGGGACGAGGACCUUGACACCGAAGCCCCCAUUCAAACCAACUAUGAGGGACGAGCCAAGAGGCCUUACAGUACUGGCGCCACUGACCGGCGCUGGCCCAUCGAUUGAUCAAAGCAUGGGGGGACAAUUUCAAACGGAGCGUAGUAUGCUUGAUUCAGCUGGCAAGAAAAAACGACCGCGAGCGCCUAUCAAACCAAAAGUGAGCAAGAUUAACGAAAUAUUGGAUAAUGAGGCAACCCAGACACAAGCAGCAGCAAGCCGCGCUGGGCAGAGUACAUUUCCUUCAAUGAUUUCUCAUACAGCACAAGGGCAUAUGCAGGAACCACAAUACUCUCCCAAAUUUUUACCUCCUGGGGAAUUGCUGUCGGGUCCACCACAAGAAAGUCAAGGAGCUGCUCCUCAAUCCGAUCAAGUUGCGCCAAUACCACAGAUUGUUCAGGCUGCCCAGGAAGAGGCACGACCCGAGGUUGCGACCCCUACCAAACCACCAACUGAGGCUAAGACCUGAUGGGAACCAUUGGAAGGGUUAGAUUAUAUUGUUCUGGACUUGUACAGUUUUAACGACGACCAAUUCGAAAUGCGACUACGAGAUCUUGAUUUUCUCUGGAUACGCAUACAAAAGGGGAUUUCCUUCGCACGACUAUUUUACCAGACACAUUGUAGACUUUACGCCAAUUACGAUCGCACUCACGGUUGUGAUGUACGUGUCUCAGCAUCAUGCCUUCAACGAUAUCUUUAAUGUUCUAAUAUUCAGCUUUCUUAUACCAACUUUCGCAUCGAUGUCUUUAAUGAUUACGGCCAUGAUACCACUAACAUUGGCCCUCGAAUACCCGGGCUCCAUUUUCAUACGAACGUUUCGGAUAACAGUCAAUUCAUUUUACCACCUGCGAACCUACGCCCAGUUUUCUUUUAUGGAUCAGCAAUUUAUGGGACCGAGAACUCUUUUACGAUUCUGCUAACGAUUAUCAUUGACCUUGAUGAGGCAACACUGGUGGCUAGCGUUUGUAUUUUUAUAUCGAACUAUAUAUUUCUCUUUUUCUUAUAUACUUUUAUGACCCGUGUGUUUUAUUCAUGUCAUGACGGGAAGGGGAUUCUGUAUGGAGUAGCUUCUAUUCGUCUGUAUUUCGAACUGGGGAUUUUUUGAAAAUGGGAACCCUUUUUCUGGAAAGGUUUUGGGGAUGGAGGUGUUUGAAGAUUACUUGGGUUUUGAUGG